Molecule: messenger RNA, 552 nt
Organism: Fulvia fulva
Lineage: Eukaryota; Fungi; Ascomycota; Dothideomycetes; Mycosphaerellales; Mycosphaerellaceae
Product: ADP-ribosylation factor
Exons: 3
Coding region: 1-552 (183 amino acids)
Biological process (GO): vesicle-mediated transport; intracellular protein transport
Cellular component (GO): cytoplasm; plasma membrane
Molecular function (GO): GTP binding; GTPase activity
Source: RefSeq, a predicted model, not a curated record
AUGGGUCUCACUUUCUCCAAGUUGUUCGAUCGCCUCUGGGGCAAGAAGGAGAUGCGCAUUCUGAUGGUCGGAUUGGACGCGGCCGGAAAGACCACCAUCCUCUACAAGCUGAAGCUCGGUGAAAUCGUCACCACCAUUCCCACCAUCGGCUUCAACGUCGAGACUGUCGAGUACAAGAACAUCCAGUUCACCGUGUGGGACGUCGGAGGCCAGGACAAAAUCCGCCCAUUGUGGAGACACUACUUCCAGAACACCCAGGGUAUCAUCUUCGUCGUCGACAGCAACGAUCGCGAUCGUGUUGUCGAGGCCCGCGAGGAGCUCCAGCGCAUGCUGAACGAGGACGAGCUCAGGGACGCUCUUCUCCUCGUCUUUGCCAACAAGCAGGAUCUGCCCAACGCCAUGAACGCUGCUGAGAUCACUGACAAGCUCGGCCUGCACAGCUUGAGGCAACGUGCCUGGUACAUCCAAUCGACUUGCGCUACUUCUGGUGACGGUCUCUACGAAGGUCUCGAGUGGCUCAGCAACUCGCUGCGCAAGGCCGGCCACAACUAG